Morus notabilis is the source of this 1328-nucleotide messenger RNA. Its product is annotated as protein LAZY 1. Gene Ontology annotation, biological process: gravitropism; regulation of auxin polar transport. Lineage: Eukaryota; Viridiplantae; Streptophyta; Magnoliopsida; Rosales; Moraceae. The transcript has 5 exons. Bases 49 to 1284 code for a protein of 411 amino acids. The record is from RefSeq and is a predicted model, not a curated record.
GUGAUCAAAUCUCUCUCUCUGAAGUUUUUCUCUUGAUACAACAACAAGAUGAAGUUACUCUGCUGGAUGCAUCGAAAGUUUCGCCAGAAUACCAAUGAAGCUCUUAAAGCUCUUGUCAUUGGACAAUCAUCAAUUGAUGAUCAACAAUACUUCACAAAACCAAACUAUGGCAAUACCACCAGACCCUUGAAACAAGUCCAGAGAGACAAUUACAACAACAACAACAACCUCCGAAAAUCCUUCAAUGGUCUAGAAGAUCAAGAAGACUACGAAGAUCACGAGGAAUCAUCCGACGCAAUCUCCGACCUCUUCCACGGCUUUCUCGCAAUCGGAACCCUCGGAUCAAACGACCAGAUCAACAUCACCGACCACCCCGCGACACCAACUUUCUCGAUCUCCGUCGAGAACAUCACCGAGAAGGAGACCGAGGUGACCGAGAACGAACUGAAGCUCAUCAACGAUGAAUUGGAGAAAGUUUUGUCGGCCGAAGCACCGGACGACGGCUUCAACGAGUACUCUUCCGGAAGGAACAGCCAUGUCAGUAAUGGAAGGAGCAGCCAUGGAAGCAUCAUAACGCUCAGUGGCAAGGCUGAUCAGGACGGGAAUACUACCGCUGUUUGUCCCCUACAAGGUUACCUUUUCGGGUCCGCGAUCGAGUUGUCGGAAACGACAACGACGGUUGUGCAGGCCAAGAAGGAGCACAGGACAUCUCUUGGCGAGCUUUUUCAGAGAAGCAAAGUUGUGGAGGAGAGUAAUGGUGGUGGAGGGAAAAACGACAAGGAUAUGAUUCAUCAGGAGAAGAUGAUGAGGUCGGAAAAGGAAGGUGACAAAUCCGCCAUGAACAUGAUGAAGAAGAAGCUUAAGAAGAAAAUGCUACAUGCUUCUUCUCGAACAGGAGGUACUACUACUACUGCGGGUGGUGGUGGACCAGGUGAUCCGGCUCCGACAGAAACUAAACUGCACAAGAUACUCCAUAUGUUCCACAGGAAAGUUCACCCUGAGACCUCAGCAACUGUGUUGAAGUCUAGUAAGCGACAAAAGAAUGAACAGAAGAAGAAAACGACACAUGAAUAUGGCGGUGCUGGCAACAAUGGAGGACAAGUUCACCCAGAUCAUGAGGAUAUCAUAUUAUGUCCUCAGAGAGCUCUCUUUCUGAAGCAGAAAAUACGGCGCUACAGAAGCCAGUCAAACCCACCCCAAUUCACAUUUGGCAGCAUUGACUCUAACGGGAACAGGGAGCAAUGGAUCAAAACUGAUGCAGACUACCUAGUCUUGGAGCUCUGAACUGCAUGCAGAGGAAAGCAAGUUGUCUUCUAAGUUCUUGAUUA